Molecule: messenger RNA, 579 nt
Organism: Solanum dulcamara
Lineage: Eukaryota; Viridiplantae; Streptophyta; Magnoliopsida; Solanales; Solanaceae
Exons: 2
Coding region: 1-579 (192 amino acids)
Source: RefSeq, a predicted model, not a curated record
AUGGGAUUUGGUGAAAGAUUCAUUGACAUGACUUGGAGAAUUAUGGCAGACAAUUGGUACUCUGUCAUAGUUAAUGGUUCAAGACAUGGUUUCCUUCAUUCAACAAGGGGUCUCAAGCAAGGAGACCCCCUUUCCCCUGCCUUAUUCAUCCUUGGAGCUGAGGUGCUCUCCAGACUCAUGAACAACCUAUACCAUCAUCCUCAAUUUCAUGGCUUCUAUAUGGCAAAUCAUGGUCCUCAGAUUAACCAUCUCAGCUUUGCAGAUGAUAUAUUCUCUUCAGGAAGAAAGCAGACUUUGACACUUAUCAUGGAGACUCUAGAUGCUUAUGAAAAAGUCUCUGCACAGUUGAUCAACAAGCAUAAGAGUCACUUCAUGAUCCCCUCCAAUGCAUUCAAGUCUACUGUGGUGGUUAACAGGAUCACUGGAUGGCAUGCAAAAAUCCUUAGCUAUGGGGGAAGAGCUGUACUAAUCAAGCAUGUUAUCCAAGCCAUGCCAAUACACCUGCUAUCAGCUAGUACUCCACCUUCAACCACCAUCAAGCAGAUACAAAGCAUAACAGCCAACUUCUUCUGGGGAUGA